Messenger RNA from Lactuca sativa (garden lettuce), 483 nucleotides. NCBI's taxonomy places the organism in Eukaryota, Viridiplantae, Streptophyta, Magnoliopsida, Asterales, Asteraceae. The record is from RefSeq and is a predicted model, not a curated record.
AUGCAUGAGUCUGACUCUGCGGGGCCUAAUAGUCCAACAGCUACUGAAAAGCUGGUUGAAGAAAGUGAGCAUGAUGAUGAACCAGAUGAUGAAUGUCAAAUACUGGAUAUGAACUUCAUUAAUCCCCUUAUUCCAGUUCAAGAAGAAGAUUCAGAUGAUCUCGAUAAUGAAUUUCAAAGGCCAGACAUGAAAUUAGUCGAUCCUGUUGCUGAUCCCAUUAUUCCGGUCCAAGGAGAAGAUUCAGACGUUGCCAGUGAAGAUUCUCAUCCGCUAUCUCGAAAACGUAAGGUAGCAGAUACUGACUUGGCUCAUUCUCAAACUGAUACUUCUCUGCCUGGCAAGAAGCCCAAGUUUAUAGUCAGUAUAUCAAAUUUGGCGGCUGAAUGGAAUAUGUCUCCUGAUCAAUCCAAGUCUCAAUCUUCUCAGCCUCCUUCUAGCAGCAGUAAGCCUAAGACUGACAGUGUUCUUGACAGGAUUGAUUGA